UCAACUGUUACAAUGAGAAGAGAAGCAAGCAAAUGUCUUGCUUUCAACGUGGCCAAUGACCUUUCAUCUUUGCCGCACAGCGCCGCAAAGGGAUAUGGUACCCUUGUUGUUCUUUUCGGUCCUUGUGGCUCAAGCUUGGUCGGUGAGGCCCCAACAACUCCCGGUACCCAAAAACAUAUUCAUCUUAGCCGGACAGAGCAAUAUGGCCGGACGUGGAGGCGUGGUUAACGAUACAAUCACCGGCGUCGCCACCUGGGACGGCAUAAUCCCUCCACAGUGCCAACCCAACCCUUCCGUUCUCCGGCUCAGCGCAAACCUCACAUGGGUUUUAGCCCACGAGCCUCUACACGCAGACAUUGAUGUCAACAAGACCAACGGGGUUGGACCCGGCAUGGCUUUUGCUAACGUCUUGGCCAAAGACCCGACCUUUGGUGCCAUUGGUCUGGUCCCCUGUGCAAUCGGAGGGACCAAGAUAAGUGAGUGGGCCAGAGGAACAUUCCUUUACAACCAGUUGGUGCAGAGGGCUCGGGCUUCGUUGAUAGAUGGCCGUGGCAGUACGAUUCAAGCGCUUCUUUGGUAUCAAGGGGAGAGCGACACAAUUGGUAAAGAAGAUGCAGAGUCAUAUAAGGGAAAGUUGGAGAGGUUUUUCAUGGACCUCCGAGAUGAUUUGCAGUCUCCCCUGCUCCCAAUAAUCCAGGUGGGUCUGGCGUCGGGAGCUGGACCUUUCAUAAAGAUUGUUAGAGAAGAACAGAUGGGUAUUGACCUCUUGAACCUGCGAACAGUAGACGCCAAGGGUCUGGCUCUUGAGCCGGAUGGUCUGCACCUAACCUCGCCAUCCCAAGUUCGACUAGGCCAGAUGUUGGCCGAUACAUUCCUUCAGUUCUUGCCCAGUGGCCCCAUUGUCAGCCUCACUUACAGUGGCAGUUCUGCAAGGUGUUCUACUUUUAUUGUUGACUUCUUCAUAGCUCCAUUGUUAAGAUGUAUCAACAGGAUCAUCCUGCUAAAUUAAUAAGCAUGUCUAGCAAAAGAAAUUGUACGAGUCAUAUGAGGGGUCGAGUUUUUCUGUCUUGUUAGUUUCAUGCCCAAAAAAUCAAACUUCAAACAGUCUUACAAACGUUUUACAUCAAAAAAAUUGUUUUGUUUCAUG
Molecule: messenger RNA, 1147 nt
Organism: Juglans microcarpa x Juglans regia
Lineage: Eukaryota; Viridiplantae; Streptophyta; Magnoliopsida; Fagales; Juglandaceae
Product: probable carbohydrate esterase At4g34215
Exons: 2
Coding region: 56-1009 (317 amino acids)
Source: RefSeq, a predicted model, not a curated record